CUUGAUAUACGCUUUGAGUCGUCGAAUAUUUUCACGAGUUUGAGUCGGAGAGUAACAAAACGAAAGCAGAAUUCAGUUUGAGUUGAGACGUUGUCGUGGGCACGUCGCAUCAAAGAGAAGAGCGCAUAACAGCAAACACAAAACAACAAUUGAAAAAGACGUAAAAACCAGAGACCAAAGCAAAAAGAACAAAUAUUACAGUUAGUGCAAAGUGACAGUGUGAACAAGAAAAGAACAAGCAAUAACGCAAGUGCUAACAACACAAACACACAAACUAAGAACAACAAACUUUAACGAAGACACAAAAAGGGAAUAUGUCUUCCACUUCAGCUUCGCCCAUCAGCAACAUAACCGUGGACGACGAGCUUAACAUAAGCAGAGAGCAAGACUUUGUCGAGGACGAUUUCAUAGUUAUCAAAGAGGAGCGCGAAAGCAGCCUGUCACCAAUGUUGACGCCACCGCACACGCCCACCGAGGAGCCGCUGCGACGCACUGGCUCAGUCACAGCCGCCGAUGAGGCAGUGGCCACGCAGCUACAUUUGCGACACAUGGCGCACUACCAGCAACAUCAGCAACAACAGCAGCAACAACAGCAACAGCAGCAUCAACAGCAACACCAGCAGCAGCAGCAGCAUCAGCAACACCAUCGCCUCUGGCUGCAGAUGCAACAGCAGCAUCCACAUGGCCAUUAUCCGGUUUAUGCCGGAGCUAAUGCUGAUCCCGUGGCCGUGCACCAGCAGGCGUUGCUCAUGAACCAAUGGAUACGCAAUGCCGCCCUCUACCAGCAGCAGCAGCAACAACAGGCAGCAGCUGCUGCAGCUGGUCAUCAUCACCACCCGCACCCGCACCCACAUCCCCAUCAUCCGCACCAUCACGGUCAUCCUCAUGCCCAUGGCCAUCCCCAUAUGCGCCCUUAUCCCGCUGGACUGCAUACGCUGCAUGCCGCCGCUCGCCAUUUUGGAGUCAUGCCCAGUUUGAAGCUGAGCGGUGCCGCAGCAGCCGGAGCCGGAGGCGGCAGUGGGAGCAGCCGGCCCAAGAAGCAAUUCAUCUGCAAGUACUGCAAUCGCCAGUUCACCAAGUCCUACAAUCUGCUCAUCCACGAACGCACCCACACGGACGAGCGUCCCUAUUCCUGCGACAUCUGCGGCAAGGCCUUCAGGCGCCAGGAUCAUCUGCGCGAUCAUCGCUACAUCCACUCGAAGGAGAAGCCCUUCAAGUGCAACGACUGCGGCAAGGGCUUCUGCCAGUCGCGCACGCUGGCCGUGCACAAGGUCACCCACCUGGAGGAGGGCCCCCACAAGUGCCCCAUCUGCCAGCGCAGCUUCAACCAGCGUGCGAAUCUCAAGAGUCAUCUGCAGAGCCACAGCGAAUCGGCCACAGCGGCUCAGGCAGCAGCAGCAGCUGCAGCAGCAGGAGCAGCAGCUCCUCGCCCCAGCCAGCCACUGAGCGCUGCUGUGCAGCCUGUUCAGCUGGUCAGUCCCGGUUCCAAUCACAAUACGCCCGCCUUGGAUCUGUCCUCGUCUGGUGGAGCCACCGCGGAGCGUCCGAAGCGCACGCUGGGCUUCACCAUCGAUGAGAUCAUGAGCAGAUAGAUUGGUCAGCUGAUCGCAAUUUAUUGGUUUUAUGUUCAGGAUGCAGCCGCAUCCAGAAUGCUGAGCGCCGCCAGGCAUGGGAAGUGCCU
Molecule: messenger RNA, 1681 nt
Organism: Drosophila arizonae
Lineage: Eukaryota; Metazoa; Arthropoda; Insecta; Diptera; Drosophilidae
Gene: odd
Product: odd skipped
Biological process (GO): embryonic pattern specification; regulation of transcription by RNA polymerase II; embryonic hindgut morphogenesis
Cellular component (GO): nucleus
Molecular function (GO): RNA polymerase II transcription regulatory region sequence-specific DNA binding; DNA-binding transcription factor activity, RNA polymerase II-specific
Source: RefSeq, a predicted model, not a curated record